This is a messenger RNA of Metopolophium dirhodum (rose-grain aphid), 2093 nucleotides long. RefSeq lists its product as uncharacterized. The record is from RefSeq and is a predicted model, not a curated record. Lineage: Eukaryota; Metazoa; Arthropoda; Insecta; Hemiptera; Aphididae. The coding region runs from base 139 to 1110 and encodes 323 amino acids. The transcript has a single exon.
UUGUUUAUGAUGUCGAAAUUACAGUUUGAAUUUACGGUAGUAGCUUCACCAAAAGAUACAAAAACAAAUGUAAUUGCCAUAACCUCAAUUAGUACAGAGGAUGGAAAGAGGUAUAUUUGGCCAGAAGAACUUAGAUAAAUGGGAGAUCAUACAGAAUUAAAAAAAUCAAACUAUUACGUAAAACUAGUUAAUUCAUUAAAGAAAAGAAAUCAGGUAAGAAAAGUAUGGAUUACGAUGACAAAAGAAUUAGAGAAGAUAUACAUUGACGAAGAUGGAAAUCUACAAUUUAAAGACCAAUACUUAGAGGAAAUAAAUGAAAAGAACUUAAAUAAAACACAGGAUCAUAAUCUGAAAGGGAUAUUAGAAAAACUGAUAGAAACAACACAAAAUAAAGGUAAAGAAAAAAACUUAAAACAAAUAGCAGACAAACUUUUGAUAGAAAAAUUUUCAAGCAAAAAUACUAAUUCUAAUCAGUGGAUGGAAAGUUUUGAAAAAGAGUGCUCUAGAUUUCAAAUAGACGAAAAAGAGGAUAAAAUUGAAUUAUUAAAAUCAUUCUUGGACAAACCGAGUUUAGAUUGGUACUCUUCUACACUCAUAAGAUUAACAAUAAAUGCUGGUUGGUCUGAAUGGAAAAAAAUAUUUUUAGAAUGCUUUACAGAUAAUGGAUGGAAUAAUGUUACUUAUGCAGUAACAUUUAAAUAUCGAGAAGGUUCAUUAACUGAUUAUGCUAUGAAAAAAGAAAAACUUUUAAUAGAUUUUAAUAUAGAUAUGGAUAUUAAAUCACUUAUAGCGUUGAUAGCAGUAGGGCUACCAGAAUUUAUACUGAACAAAAUUGAUAAAUCAGAAUUAAAAGAAUCAACAGACUUAUUUAAUAAUUUGAGACAGCUCGAAUGUCAAGUAAAAAAAAAUCCUCAAAUAAAAAUCAAAUAUGAAGAAAAGAAACCUUGUAAGACAUGUGAAGAUUUGGGUAAAGGUGUAAGAUACCACCCUAAUGAAAAAUUUUGGUUUAAAAGGAAUGAAGAAAAUAGAGAAAAAAACAUUACAACAAAAAAGGUAAAUAACAAUUCUAUCUUAGAUGUAGAAGUUUAUGAUAAAACAGAAAACGAAUAAACACACCACUAAUUAAAUUACACAUAGUAUUAGAAGAUAAAAUAAAAAAAAUAAAAAAAAAAAAUUUUAAAAACACACUUUUCCAUAAAAACAUUUAAAAAAAAAUUUUAAAAAUUGCACUAAAAAGACAAAAAUAAUUCUCUGUACUUAAAAAUAAUGAAAAAUUUAUUGAUGAAAAAUUUAAAAGUGUGUGGUGCAUCAUACAAAACAUUAAAAGCCGAGCUAAGUCUCACAUACACUUCUUUGUUCAAUCCUGUUUAUAAGAUAGUGACUGACAGUAUAUGUCAAGUAUAAGAGCAAAAUAAUGAAAAAUUUACUGAUGAAAAAUUUAAAAGCCAAGGAAAGUCUCACAUACACUUCUUUGUUCAAUCAUGUUUAUAAGAUAGUGACUGGGAAUAUAUGUCAAGUGUAUGAGCACCACACACUUUUAAAUUUUUCAUCAAUAAAUUUUUCAUUAUUUUUAAGUACAGAGAAUUAUUUUUGUCUUUUUAGUGCAAUUUUUAAAAUUUUUUUUUAAAUGUUUUUAUGGAAAAGUGUGUUUUUAAAAUUUUUUUUUUUAUUUUUUAUUUUCUACUUUUUAGUUGAAAGUAAAUAUUUUUAUUAAACGUUUAAGAAAUAUGUUUUCGGUACCUAUAUCAGAAUACCGGUAUAAUGUUAUUUGGUAAUAAUUACCGUUGUUACCAUAGAUAUUAUAAUAAUGGAUAGGACACGCCUAUACUUGCUUCGUAAGAGGUUGCGGUUUUUUUUGGGGAAGAGAGAAAGUUCAAUAUCUGCGAGAGAUAUUACGGCGACGUCGUGGGGACAAUCCUUUUUUUUUUUUUUGGUCCAUGUCCCAAAAUGACAACGGAUUAUUGUAUUGUCAUCCAAGACCAAGGUCUAUACCAAUUUUCAGAAUUUUUCAUCUUCAAAAAGUGCCUCAAAUCGAGCGCGCAAGAUUUGAUCACAGACAGACGUGAAACCAAACUUAAGAAAAGUGUUAAAAA